AUGGAAGACGCUAUGGACAAAUUCGAUGAUAUGGCUUCUGUGAGCGACUUCGAUCCCAUCCAAGGAAAUAUCCCAGCCACUAAAGUAGAGAUCACAGUGUCUUGCAGGAAUCUUUUGGAUAAAGACACGUUCUCCAAAUCUGACCCAUUGUGCGUUCUGUAUGUCCAGGGAAUAGAGACGAAACAGUGGAGGGAGUUUGGAAGAACAGAAGUGAUCGACAACACCUUAAAUCCAGACUUUGUGCGGAAGUUUGUCCUAGAUUACUUCUUUGAGGAACGGCAGAAUCUGCGAAUUGAUUUGUACGAUGUUGAUUCUAAGAGCCCAGACUUAUCUAAGCAUGAUUUUUUGGGACAGACAUUCUGUACCCUGGGAGAGAUUGUGGGUUCCCCAGCCAGUCGACUGGAGAAACCGUUAAUAGGAAUCCCAGGGAAGAAAUGCGGAACAAUUGUACUGUCAGCUGAAGAACUUGGCAAUUGCCGGGAUGUGGCAACGAUGCAAUUCUGCGCCAAUAAACUCGACAAGAAAGACUUCUUUGGAAAAUCAGAUCCUUUCAUGGUCUUCUACCGAAGUAAUGAAGAUGGGACCUUUACAAUCUGCCAUAAAACAGAAGUGGUGAAAAACACUCUGAAUCCAGUAUGGCAGCAGUUCAGCAUUGCAGUGAGAGGUCUGUGCAAUGGCGAUUACGACAGGACGAUCAAGGUAGAGGUGUAUGACUGGGACAGAGAUGGCAGCCACGACUUCAUCGGUGAAUUUACAACCAGUUACCGAGAGCUCGCCAGAGGACAAAGCCAAUUUAAUGUUUAUGAGGUAAUAAAUCCCAAGAAGAAAAUAAAGAAGAAGAAAUAUGUUCAUUCAGGAACUGUCACUUUGUUAUCGUUCACCGUUGAAUCUGAGCACACAUUCCUCGAUUAUAUUAAAGGAGGGACGCAGAUCAAUUUUACAGUGGCCAUUGAUUUCACAGCUUCCAAUGGAAAUCCUUCUCAGUCCACUUCGCUCCAUUACAUGAACCCGUACCAGAUGAACGCAUACGCAAUGGCACUAAAAGCUGUGGGUGAAAUCAUUCAGGACUACGACAGCGAUAAGAUGUUCCCAGCCCUGGGCUUCGGAGCUAAACUACCUCCUGAUGGAAGAGUUUCACACGAGUUUGCUUUGAAUGGGAACCCUGAGAAUCCGUACUGCAACGGGAUUGAGGGAAUUCUGGAAGCGUAUCACAGGAGCCUCAAGACAGUCCAGCUUUAUGGCCCUACAAACUUUGCACCAGUGAUUAACCACGUGGCACGGUAUGCAGCAGCAGUGCAGGACGGCUCACAGUACUUUGUUCUGCUCAUUAUAACAGAUGGAGUCAUCUCAGACAUGGCACAGACUAAAGAAGCCAUUGUUAAUGCUGCUAAACUGCCCAUGUCAAUUAUCAUUGUGGGAGUUGGACAAGCGGAAUUUGAUGCAAUGGUGGAGCUGGAUGGAGAUGACAUCAGGGUAUCUUCACGAGGGAGACUUGCAGAGAGAGAUAUUGUGCAGUUUGUGCCGUUCCGUGAUUAUAUUGACCGCACGGGAAAUCACGUGCUCAGUAUGGCUCGACUGGCCAAGGACGUUCUGGCUGAGAUCCCCGACCAGUUUAUAUCCUAUAUGAAAACUCGAAGCAUCAAGCCCAACCCAGCCCCGCCUCCGUACACACCUCCAGGCCUUAGUGUUCACACACAAAUCUGA
This is a messenger RNA of Callorhinchus milii (elephant shark), 1704 nucleotides long. RefSeq names its product copine Vb (gene cpne5b). The coding region runs from base 1 to 1704 and encodes 567 amino acids. Gene Ontology annotation, cellular component: plasma membrane. Gene Ontology annotation, biological process: cellular response to calcium ion. The transcript is spliced from 20 exons. Gene Ontology annotation, molecular function: calcium-dependent phospholipid binding. NCBI's taxonomy places the organism in Eukaryota, Metazoa, Chordata, Chondrichthyes, Chimaeriformes, Callorhinchidae. The record is from RefSeq and is a predicted model, not a curated record.